AUCUCCUUGAUCUGAAUAAGAAAUAAUGGACUGAAGAGGAACGUUGUGCCGACUGUAUGGAAAGGACACAGUACUCUGUCGUCAUAGUAAUGUUAAGAGCGAGUCGGGCAAACGAAAUGCCGGCAAUAUUAACGAAUUGCAAAGAAAAUGCAGCGGCGGUUGUGCCGUGGCGGCGGUUCCCGCGGCAGAGGCAGCGGCGGAACUCGGUGGAGCCAUGCGUGCAGUGCCGGGCGUUGGCUGCGGGCGCCGCUGUUCACCGUGGAGGAGAGGAAGGAGCGGAGCGCUGCCGGCAGCCCCGCCCGCUGCGGCCCGGCUCGCUCGCUCGCUCUGUCUCUGUGUCGGCGUCCGGGCAGACUGCGAGCGGCCCCGCGGUGCAAAGCGGUGCUGCAGCGAGGCAGAGGGGCGGCGGGAGAGGUCGGCAGCGGACGCCGAGCCGGAACCGGAGCAGAAGCAGAAAGAGAAGUGUCAGAAGAAGUGGGAGUGGGAGCGGCGCGGCAGCGGCGAGCGUGAGGUGUCGGCGGUGGUGCGGUGUCGGCGGGGCCGUGCAGGAGAUGUGCUUGGCGAGAGAAGGGCGCUGGAGCCGGAGGCAGCGGGCGCUGCUGUGCUGCGUGUUGGUGGCGGCGUGGGAGGCGGCGUGGGGGCAGCUGCGCUACUCGGUGCCCGAGGAGCUGCCCAAGGGCUCGUUCGUGGGCGACGUGGCCAAGGACCUGGCGCUGGAGCUGGCGGCGCUGGGCGCCCGCGGCGCCCGAGUGGUGUCCCAAGGCAGGGCGCAGUAUUUCGCUCUGCAUGCGAGCAGCGGCCACUUGGUGACGGCCGAGAGGAUCGACAGGGAGCAGCUGUGCCGGCUGCUGGAGAAAUGCGUGCUGCGCUGUGAGCUGAUCGUGGAGGGCGAGAUGAAGGUUUAUGCAAUCGAAGUAGAAAUCACGGACAUUAACGACAACGCGCCGAGUUUCAAAGAGUUGCAGGUGGAGGAGAGAAUGAAUGAGAUGACAGCCCCGGGGACUCGAUUUCCCCUGAGUAAAGCCUACGACCCGGACGUGGGUGUGAAUUCCCUGCAGAGCUACGCGCUGAGCGGCGACGAGCACUUCUCGCUAAAGUUUGUGGUGCAGAGGCAGCGGCGGCGCUCGGUGGAGCCGUGCGUGCAGUGCCGGGCGUUGGCUGCGGGCGCCGCUGUUCACCGUGGAGGAGAGGAAGGAGCGGAGCGCUGCAGGCAGCCCCGCCCGCUGCGGCCCGGCUCGCUCGCUCGCUCUGUGUCGGCGUCUGUACGGGCUGUGAGUGGCCCCGCGGAGCGGAGCGGUGCUGCAGGGAGGCUGAAGGGCAGCGGGAGAGGUGGCGGAGGGGCCGUGCGGGAGAUGCGCUUGGCGAGAGAAGGGCGCUGGGGCCGGAGGCAGCGGGCGCUGCUGUGCUGCGUGUUGGUGGCGGCGUGGGAGGCGGUGUGGGGGCAGCUGCGCUACUCGGUGCCCGAGGAGCUGCCCAAGGGCUCGUUCGUGGGCGACGUGGCCAAGGACCUGGCGCUGGAGCUGGCGGCGCUGGGCGCCAGCGGCGCCCGAGUGGUGUCCCAAGGCAGGGCGCAGUAUUUCGCUCUGCAUGCGAGCAGCGGCCACUUGGUGACGGCCGAGAGGAUCGACAGGGAGCAGCUGUGCGAGAGCGAAUCCGAAUGCGUGCUGCACUGUGAGCUGAUCGUGGAGGGCGAGAUGAAGGUUUAUGCUAUAACAGUAGAGAUCAUGGACAUAAAUGAUAACAUCCCCACCUUCAAGAAGUUGGAGCUCGAGGAGAAAAUCAGUGAAAUAACUACACCGGGGACGCGAUUUCCUUUACCCAAGGCUCACGAUCCGGACGUGGGUGUGAAUUCCCUGCAGAGCUACACGCUGAGCGGCGACGAGCACUUCUCGCUGUCGGUGCAGGCGGGAGCCGACGGCGAGAAGCGUCCCGAGCUGGUGCUGGCCAAGGCGCUGGACCGGGAGGAGGCGGCGUUUCACGAGCUGCUGCUGAGGGCGAGCGACGGCGGCGAGCCGGCGCGGACGGGCACGGCGCGCAUCCGCGUGGCUGUGCUGGACGCCAACGACAACGCGCCCGCGUUCAGCCAGGCGGUGUACACGGUGCGAGUGCCCGAGGACGUGCCCGUGGGCUCCACGCUUCUCAGCGUCACCGCCACCGAUCCCGACGACGGAACAAACGGCGACGUACUAUAUUCAUUUCCAGAGAUUUCAGAUAAAGCUUCGAAUAUAUUCCAUCUUGACGAGCAGUAUGAACAAGACCUAUAUCGUCUCAAUCGACUCGAGAAGGACCGGGUGAAAAGGAAAGUAAAAGACUAUUACGAAAUUGCUGAGGGAGUGCAGCGUGCGGCUGUUGUACGGUGGCGAUGGUUCCCGCGGCAGAGGCAGCGGCGGCGGUCGGUGGAGCCGUGCGUGCAGUGCCGGGCGUUGGCUGCGGGCGCCGCUGUUCACCGCGGAGGAGAGGAAGGAGCGGAGCGCUGCAGGCAGCCCCGCCCGCUGCGGCCCGGCUCGCUCGCUCGCUCUGUCUCUGUGUCGGCGUCCGGGCGGACUGCGAGCGGCCCCGCGGUGCGGAGCGGUGCUGCAGCGAGUCGGAGGGGCGGCGGGAGCGGUCGGCAGCGGGCGCCGAGCCGGAACCGGAGCAGAAGCAGAAAGAGAAGUAUCAGAAGAAGUGGGAGUGGGAGCGGCGCGGCAGCGGCGAUCGUGAGGUGUCGGCGGUGGUGCGGUGUCGGCGGGGCCGUGCGGGAGAUGUUCUUGGCGAGAGAAGGGCGCUGGGGCCGGAGGCAGCGGGCGCUGCUGUGCUGCGUGUUGGUGGCGGCGUGGGAGGCGGCGUGGGGGCAGCUGCGCUACUCGGUGCCCGAGGAGCUGCCCAAGGGCUCGUUCGUGGGCGACGUGGCCAAGGACCUGGCGCUGGAGCUGUCGGCGCAGGGCGCCCGCGGCGCCCGAGUGUUGUCCCAAGGCAGGGCGCAGUAUUUCGCUCUGCAUGCGAGCAGCGGCCACUUGGUGACGGCCGAGAGGAUCGACAGGGAGCAGCUGUGCGAGAGCGAAUCCGAAUGCGUGCUGCGCUGUGAGCUGAUCGUGGAGGGCGAGAUGAAGGUUUAUGCAAUCGAAGUGGAAAUCACGGACAUUAACGACAAUACGCCGAGCUUCGAAGAAUCAGAAAAAGAACUGAGAAUUAUUGAAAUUACAGCUAUAGGGUCGCGUUUUCUACUAGCUGAGGCUCACGACCCGGACGUGGGUUUGAAUUCCCUGCAGAGCUACGCGCUGAGCGGCGACGAGCACUUCUCGCUGUCGGUGCAGGCGGGAGCCGACGGCGAGAAGCGUCCCGAGCUGGUGCUGGCCAAGGCGCUGGACCGGGAGGAGGCGGCGUUUCACGAGCUGCUGCUGAGGGCGAGUGACGGCGGCGAGCCGGCGCGGACGGGCACGGCGCGCAUCCGCGUGGCUGUGCUGGACGCCAACGACAACGCGCCCGCGUUCAGCCAGGCGGUGUACACGGUGCGAGUGCCCGAGGACGUGCCCGUGGGCUCCACGCUGCUCAGCGUCACCGCCACCGAUCCCGACGACGGAGCCAACGGCGAAGUGAAGUAUUCGCUGAGAAAACUAACAAAAGUAGCAACGAAAUUCUUCCACCUGGAACCUGAUACCGGAGCGAUCAGGCUGGUGAAGAAUCUGGAUUACGAGGAAGGAGAUUCAUACGAACUCGAAGUACAGGCACGAGACGGAGGGGAACUAUUCGAUACGGCGAAGGUGUCGAUCUCG
Messenger RNA from Phasianus colchicus (ring-necked pheasant), 3752 nucleotides. NCBI's taxonomy places the organism in Eukaryota, Metazoa, Chordata, Aves, Galliformes, Phasianidae. The record is from RefSeq and is a predicted model, not a curated record.